This is a messenger RNA of Didymosphaeria variabile, 1452 nucleotides long. RefSeq lists its product as uncharacterized. Lineage: Eukaryota; Fungi; Ascomycota; Dothideomycetes; Pleosporales; Didymosphaeriaceae. Gene Ontology annotation, biological process: protein modification process. The record is from RefSeq and is a predicted model, not a curated record. The transcript has a single exon. The coding region runs from base 1 to 1452 and encodes 483 amino acids. Gene Ontology annotation, cellular component: P-body.
AUGGCUGCAGCACCUCCACUAGAAGACAACAAGAUAUACGCACUAAUCAAUUAUGAGGAUCCGUAUGUACAACCCCUCAUCGUCGCCGCGAUCCAAAAACAUUUCCCCCCAGAGACAAUAGAAUUGAUCUCCGAAUUGAACGCUACUCCGUCUAAAUCUUCGCGCGUCCUCCAGUGGGUGCAAUACGAAUCCAUCAAUUUCGAGCACGUAUUCCAACACUCGACGACUAGCCUAGCCAACGCGUACGUUAUUAGGAAGGCGCUGAUACGGAAGCAUUAUCUUGCUACCACGGUGGCGAAUUGGAUUGUAAAGCACCCUGAGUCCGUGCUCGCGAAGCAUGUGAAGCCGAGUGUGGAGUUCGAAGUUGAUUAUGCGGAGUUUUUGGAUGAUGCGCUUGUGGAGGCAUGGGAGCUGCAUGAGAGCUGGAGGCGCAGUAAAGGAAAUGGGGGAAAGGAUUGGUGGAUAUUGAAACCGGGAAUGAGUGAGAGGGGACAGGGUAUUAGGCUGUUUAGCUCGGAGGAGGAGUUGACGCGCAUUUUUGAGGGGUGGGAUCCUGAGUCUGAUGAUGAGGAAGAAGAGGGAGAGGACGACGAUACACGGAGUGACGCGGGAUUUGUUUCUGAAGCUUCUGGAAAAGAGGAGGUUGGCGGUGAUGGGAAAGACGGAGGCGGCAUUAUAACAUCCCAACUCCGCCAUUUCAUCGCGCAGCCCUACAUCCACCCGCCUCUACUCCUCGCCCCACCCUCCUCUUCCUCUUCCUCUCCAUCCGCUACCCACAAAUUCCACAUCCGGACCUACGUUCUCGCAACCGGCGCCCUUCAAAUCCACGUCUACCACCCCAUGCUUGCGCUCUUUGCCGCGAGACCCUACACUCCGCCUUCAUCUACAACCUUAGAGGGACACGCGGAAGACGCACUGAGAGCGCAUUUGACGAAUACAUGUUUGCAGGAGACGGGCGAUCGGGAAGGCAGUGUGGGUUCGUUCUGGAACCUACCCGACAGAAUACCAGAGCAACCCCUCAAUCCGUCUUCCGACGGAGCCAAGGAAGCUUCGACUCCGCUACCACCCAAUGCCAAUUGGAAGGAAGAAGUAUACAAGCAGAUUUGUGCAAUCACGGGAGAAGUUUUUGAAGCUGCAGCGCGCGGCAUGUCGAUUCACUUUCAGGCGCUGCCGAAUGCAUUCGAGAUUUUUGGGUUGGAUUUUAUGAUCAGUAUCGAAAAGAACGGGGAGCUGAGGACGUGGUUGUUGGAAGUCAAUGCGUUUCCGGACUUCCGACAAACUGGCGAGGAAUGUAAGGGUGUUGUUGAGGGACUGAUGGUUGAGGUUGUUAGAGUGGGGAUCAAACCUUUCUUUGGCGAGACGAGUGGAGAGGCAGAUGGGCCUGACGGGGCUAGUCAUAGAAACGGCAAGGGGUUGGUCAAAGUAUUGGAUAUCGAUCUGGGCCGGCGGUAG